Molecule: messenger RNA, 2119 nt
Organism: Drosophila hydei
Lineage: Eukaryota; Metazoa; Arthropoda; Insecta; Diptera; Drosophilidae
Exons: 8
Coding region: 194-1942 (582 amino acids)
Biological process (GO): regulation of transcription by RNA polymerase II
Molecular function (GO): DNA-binding transcription factor activity, RNA polymerase II-specific; RNA polymerase II cis-regulatory region sequence-specific DNA binding
Source: RefSeq, a predicted model, not a curated record
AAAUGUCGUCUAGUCAAAGUUAGUCUAAUUUCAAAGCCGGUGCUGUGAACACAAAAAUACGGAAACUAAAAAUAUAUAUAGUGGAUAUAUUUAUUACCUAUAAUUUUUUUUUUUUUGUGAAAAAAUCGUUUAUUGAGGAGCUGCAAGUCAUCCUGAGCUUGUACUCCUUUUUUGCCUACUUGGUGAAUGUGUUAUGAUGAUCUCCCCGGAGCAACAUGAAGUUGACUUGGUAUUGGAUCGCCAAGUGCGCAGGAAUAUACAGGACAUGAUGCAUGAGGCGGAUGUGCAAGCAAAUCUAUUGGAAAGCGAAGGCGUUUCGGCACGUGAGCGAUACAACUCGGAGUCAAGCAUCGAUCAGGAUCAGCUGCAGCAGGACACAAUGGUCGGGCUGGGCACUCUCUCUGCGGAUGAGAUUGUCGAAGAAGAUCAGGACUCCGAGCAAGCGGUGCAGGAAAUACAAAACUUUCACGACAUGCUCGUGGAAACGCACAUCGACGUCAAUGGCUCGCUGCGAAAGCGACGGGGUAAUCUGCCAAAACACUCCGUCAAAAUCUUGAAGCGUUGGCUCUACGAACAUCGCUACAAUGCGUAUCCCAGUGAUGCUGAGAAGUUUGCUUUGUCGCAAGAGGCCAAUUUAACUGUCCUGCAAGUCUGCAAUUGGUUUAUCAAUGCGCGUCGACGCAUUCUGCCUGAGAUGAUUCGCCGCGAGGGCAAUGAUCCUUUGCAUUUCACCAUCUCUCGUCGAGGCAAGAAAGUAAGCCCCAACUCUUCGGGCUCCAUGGGCGGCCUAAAUAUCCAUUGCACACCAAAUCCAAUUACAGGCAGUCCGGCUUCAGAAGUUGUUGUUGGCGCUACGGAAGAGGUGCACAGUGCCGCCGAGAUGCACGAGGGUAUAGCCAAUGUGCUUACUAACUUUGAUCAAUAUGUGCGUACGCCCAAUGGUCAGAUGGUCAAAAUGGAGCCAGAGUUCGAUGAGAGCGUGAUAUACAGUUGGCAACAAGCAAUUGCAAACAAUCCGCUGGGCUUUCAGAGGCUGCACGCCUCAUUACAAGCUACCAUAAUCGAUAAGAUACAAAGCUAUCAAUUGCGCAAGGCGGCCUUGAGUGAUGGUAGCACCACCUGCACCACUAGCAGCGGCAGCAGUAGUGAGAGCAGCAGCAGCAGCACUUGCAGUACGAACAAUUCCAUGCUAUCGUAUAGUCCUUACGGGCAACUGUCGGCCGAAUUCGAUGAGGAUAAGCCGUCAAGGAAGCGCGGACGCAAGCGUCAGAACGAAUUGAACAAGAUGUCAGAUACUCUCCCACCAGAUAAAGUUCUUAAGCAGGAGCGUGGGCAAGGGCAAGGGCAAGAGCAACACAAAUCGCUAUAUCUGUCGAAAGCAGAAGUAUUUGCUAAACAGGAUGAUUGCACUGGUGGUUUUGUGGCUGCGCUUAGGUCAGAAGGUGAGGAGAGCGGCCACGACUACGAGUCCUGCGAACAAGUCAGUGAGGAGGAAGUCCGCUUCGAGACAUCCGACGACUGGCAGAGUGUCAUCAAGACCGUUUUCAGUACCGAGGAGGUGACCACCACCAAAACGAAUCCCGUCACCAGCAAUGCAGUCCAUUGUGAUUCAGUGACCCCGCAGGUCGUCAAAAAUGAAGUAAUUGCAGGCAGUCAGCAUUUGCUGGAUCAUAUGCUGGGUGCAGAGGCAACAAUUGUGACGAGUUCGAAUGUGGAUGAUGGUGUUUCGUGCGUUCCAGAGCCGGAUGAAAAUGUCUCCAUUGCAGAGAAUGAGAAUACACAACUGCAGGCGCAAACACCUCCACGUCCAGCUUUAAGUCGUGAGGAACGAGAUAAAUACAAAUGUCUGUAUUAUCUUGUGGAAACCGCUAUGGCUGUGCGUCAGAGCGAUAGUGGACAGGAUGAGGAUCUUUCCUACAUGGGAAACUAUUUAAAUAACUAACCCCUAAGCCAAGGAUUUAUAUUGUACAUAACUAUGUAUUAUUUGAAUUAUAUUUCAAGCGUCUGCUUGCGCUUUUUCAACUCGUUGAAGCAUGUGACCAAUGAGUGUCAUUUUGUACAAAAUUGUUAACAGAAACUUCACCACUCAAUAGCAGUCAAAUACACCAUGAAUAGACCC